GGUCGCGUGGGGCCAAGGCUGCUUCGGCGCGUUUGUUCUACCGCCUGCUCCUUUCGCAUGGAUGGAGCGGACGAACGGGGAGGAGGACAGUAGCAUGGCGAGAAACCCAGGUGCAAAGCCCGUGUCGGAGGCGGCGGCUGAAAGGGAGAGUUUCGCCUCCGCAAACCGCCUGCUGGACACCGUCUUGAGCUCCUUGUAUGACUUCGGUGAAUCAUUACCUGAUGGAAAGAAAAAGAAAAAGACCAAAAAGAGAAAUUCACAAGAGAAAGUAGCAAUUAUGGCUAGCAAUACUUUAUCAGAGCAUAAAAAUGUGACUCCUGAAUCUAGUGGAGUAACUCCAGGCAAGAGGAAGAAUGCCUUCAACUUCUUUGACAGCUUGAAAGAUGACUGUAGUAAUCAGAAAAAGACUAUCACUGAAUCUUACCCCACUGAUGCUGCCCCACCUAAACCUGCUCAGCAGGGAUAUACAACAGAGAUUGAAGUUGUGACAUUCUUUGGUCGACAUCAGAAGAAGAAAGUUAAACUUGAAAUGGCUGAAGAUGGUUGCUCCAGGGCAAAAAAUACUGACCAGGAAAAGCACAUGGAUGGACAAAAAUUCAACUUGGAAAAAGCCCGUUUGGAAGUGCACCGGCUUGGAAUCACUGGAUUUGGGAAGAAAGAACAGCGAGUUUUGGAGCAAGAGCGUGCUAUCAUGCUGGGAGCAAAGCCUCCUAAAAAGGUGUAUUUGAACUACAAGAUUCUUCAAGAGAAGAUCAAAGAAAAGAAAGAAGCAAAGAAGGAAGAAAAUGUGAUGGAAAAUAAAUCUGACUCUCUCAAGAGGAGGAAGAGAAAAGGGCACGAAGAGAGAAAAUCCAAGAAGAAGACAACGAAGCAAAGCGUAUUGCCAACAGGGCAGGUUGGAACAUUUAAAAAUGGGACUCUGAUUCUUCGUAGUAGUGACAUAAAGAAAAUCAAAUCUUCCAAAGUGAUUAAGUGACAUUGCUGCAUCGUGCUGAUCAGAAAAUGAGAUGAAUAAACUUCGUAGCAAAAGAAACUUUAAAAAGAGCUUUUAUUUAGUUUUAUCUAGGAUUUUUUUUAAUCUAGAACUCUUUAAAAAGAGAUUGUAUGGGAAUUCGGUUUUUUUUAAUGUAAUAUUGUAUUAAGUAGUGUACAAUAAUCAGAAGCAUAUCAGAAAACAAAUCGUUGCCAUGUUAAGUGAAUUAUGCAGUUCAAACUCAAACUUUCUCAUUGAGGUCUAGCACCUUGAGAAGUAACCAAGUUUCAGGAAAAAAAUGAAAUUACAGAUAAAGACAUGAAAAUUAGCACCAUGGUAGAUCUUCAGUAGGGCUUCAGCCAUGCCAAGUUUGAAGUAGAUCAGUUCAACCCUUGUUUUUUGAUGGAAUUUUAUAAAUGUGUGCUUUAUUAUUGUGUACAACACACAGCAGACACACACACACACACACAAGUAGAAGACACUGAGAGACUAAAUAAUGCAGAACUCACAGAGGAGAUGAUGAUGAUGAUUGGCUGUGCUGCUUACAGUGAAAUAAGAUGGACCCUGAAACAAUCCUUCUCCUAGCCUCUUAUUAAGGGGAUGGCAACACAUCUCUCACUGUCUAUGUUUCGAACCACUGUGCCCGCUUCGCAGGGCCAGUUUGUUUGCUUUCUGCCAGCCUUUCUGGGCCAGCCUGCCUCUCUGCCCUCCUGGUGCCUGGGAGAUGUAGAUGGGCUGGGUGGGACAACCCCACAGGCCUAUGGCAUACUUGCUCCCAGUGCUCCAUGGCCAUAGUUGCCUGCUGCCUCUUCUCCUCUGUGCCCGCCUCACAGGCCUGGUUUGUUUGCUUUCUGCCGACCUCUCUGUGCCUGCCUGCAUAGCUGCCUCCUUGCCUCUUGCCUGCGCACCUGCACACUUCUCCAAUAUGACCUGUCUGGUCCUGCCUUGCAGGCUGGUUUGUGUUUCUGGCUUUGAAUUGAGACAAUCCUUGGCUCACUUACUCGUGCCUGCAUAGCUGCCUGCUGCCACUCUGCCUGCCAGCCAGCUAGCCAGCCUGCCUGCCCACUUCUCCAUUAUUAUCGGUCUGGUUCCGCCUUGCAGGGCUGGUUUGUUUCUGGCUUUGCUUUGACUCAAUUUCUAAGGCACAUUGCUCCCAGCCAGGUAAUGUGUAUAUUGCAGGCAGCCUACUUUCCCAGUUUCUCUCUGAAUGGGAAGAGCCUGAGGAUGUGUCAGCUUCAGAACAAAGAAAAGUGACAAAUCACAUUUUUAGCAGUAGAUUACAGGAAAACCACUGCACAGAUUUCUCCAAACUUUGGCACACAUGAGCACCUCCAGGGCAUCUGUAACAUCACCAACUUCCAUGUUUCUAUCUUGAAAAAUAAAGGCAUUUAUUUUUUCCAA
This is a messenger RNA of Elgaria multicarinata webbii, 2374 nucleotides long. RefSeq names its product chromosome 4 C1orf131 homolog (gene FSAF1). The coding region runs from base 62 to 976 and encodes 304 amino acids. NCBI's taxonomy places the organism in Eukaryota, Metazoa, Chordata, Lepidosauria, Squamata, Anguidae. The transcript has 7 exons. The record is from RefSeq and is a predicted model, not a curated record.